Molecule: messenger RNA, 1830 nt
Organism: Temnothorax curvispinosus
Lineage: Eukaryota; Metazoa; Arthropoda; Insecta; Hymenoptera; Formicidae
Product: 2-aminoethanethiol dioxygenase
Exons: 3
Coding region: 249-938 (229 amino acids)
Cellular component (GO): mitochondrion
Molecular function (GO): oxidoreductase activity, acting on single donors with incorporation of molecular oxygen, incorporation of two atoms of oxygen
Source: RefSeq, a predicted model, not a curated record
CAUACAUACCUGUAUAGAAUAAACGGAAUAACCUAUGGAAAAGUACUUAAAAUCUACUUGUUUGUUUGUUUUUCAAUAUGUGUUUCUUUAGAACGUAUUUCAAGCUUUGUAUGUGUAAGAUUUAUAUGUGCGAGAUAAUUUAAUAUUGAACAUCUGAUACUAACAAUAAGAAGUUUCUCGAGGCAUAUGCUCAAACAUAAAUAUUUUGCAUCGAUUUUGAUGAAGAGGUGGCCCUAAAAUAUCCAAUUAUGGCAUCGGCGAUCGAAGUUUUGGGGAAGCAAGCAAUGAAAACGUUCAGCGAUCGCCGGUUUUGUCAAAAAAACUUGGAAAAAUUAUUAAGUUUGCUAAACAAGAUAACAGCAGAGGAUGUGAAACUCGAUAAAAACAUUCUAGAUUACGUUAGUAGACAGCCCGCGCCUAUGUGCGUGAUGGAUAUAUUCGAGAACAAAGACAUAACAAUUGCAAUUUUCAUAUUGAAACAUGGAGUUAGGAUGCCUAUGCAUGAUCAUCCUGGAAUGCACGGUUUAUUGAAGGUAAUCAGUGGUAUGGUAGAAUUAAGCAGCUACAGUUUGAAGACAAAGAGUGAUCAUGUAAUUAAAGCGAAGGAGGAAAUUGCGGCAGUCAGGCAUAGGCCUGACUAUCUUCAUAGCAACUCACCCGCUUGUACCUUUACACCGACGGAAAAGAAUUUUCAUGAAAUCUUGUGCGUGGAGGGUCCUGCAGCUUUUCUAGACAUACUCAGUCCACCGUAUGACGUCGACGAGUUUGGCAAGGGAACGAGACCCUGUACGUUCUUCAAGACCGUCAAGUCUAAGUUGUGUACAGACGUGACAGAUAUAAUCGAAGAAGUUCAAUUGACAGUUGUGGAGAAUCUGCCGGACUUUUAUUCUUCGAGUUUAGAGUAUAGAGGACCUCCUUUGAAAAAUCACUGUACGUAAGAUAAUACUUUUCCACUUCGUGGUUUGUGAAUUUUGUAUUUGUGACGUUGUGCAUAAUCAUAUAGUUGUAUAGUACAUAGACUUUUACCACUAUAAUCUUCACCGCUAAAUAUAUUUAAGAUUUAAGGCUCCUGGUCCCUGCUACAACUGUCCUUAUUUAAUGACGUCAGAAGCGAGAAAUGACACGUUUGCGAAUACACCAGCGAAUAAGCCUAUAUGCGGUUAGGCUUUGCAUCACAUUCAUUUUACGACUGUUCAUUAACUGUCAAGGGGAACGGAUAGAACUCGGAAUAUUUUUCAAGUGUGCUGAAGUGAUCUAAAGUGUCAUUUUGUGCAAAUAUCUUUUUAUUUGGAAAUACCAUGCAAGAAUUUUCCAUGUGUCAUUUUUCGCUUUUGACGUCAUUAAAUAUAAGGACAGUUACAGCAGGGACUAGGGAGUCUUAAGUUUAAUGCACGCGUGGUAGAUAUAAUCGAAUCAAGAGACACGGGGUAGUGUCUCGCGCCAAGUAUACGCGUAGCGCGAGACCGCUUCGUGUACCUCUUUACGCGAGCCGGAGAGUUGCGAGUACCUGGAGAUUAUCAGAUUUCAAUAACAGCUAAAUGUUCAUAUUGUGAACGCGUGGAGCUCCGUGCCCUGUAAAUUUAGCUCCAACUCGAUUCUAUAGUUAAUCACAUGUCACUGUUGGAUGCCGAGUAUAUGUACAUAGAUAUAAUAUAUUAGCGAUUUUGAAGGCUUGUGCUGUUCUGCACUGGUGCGUAUUAAAGACUACUACAUUUAUCGAGAAAGAUACGGUACAUUUUUACUGAUAAAGUAUUCAAUGUUAAUAUAUCUUCAUGUAUAGCAGUCUUUAAAAAGUUAAAAUAAAGGCAGUGCAUAUGCCUGACGAGUUUA